AUGAGCGUCAGCAUCAAGGUGUCGGUACGAUGCCGGCCGUUCACAUGCGACGACAAGCUGGGAGUGGUGAUGACCCAGAAUGGUGAAGAGGAAGGCGAUGUGGAGCUCAUCAACUCCACGUACUCCACUACGAGGUUCCCCUUCAGCUACGCGUGGUGGAGCGCCUACGGCUACAAGCGGCACAUCCAGGGCGACUCGCUGCAAGCCGACAAUAUGACACUCGUCGACCAACAAAUGGCCUACGAAAGCGUCGGACUAAAGAUCAAGGCAGACCUGAUGGGAGGCAACGCCGUCGUGCUCUUCGCCUACGGCCUCUCCGGGUCUGGCAAGACGUUCACAGUGUUCGGGCCGGACGCUGUCGACAUUCCUGAGGCAUGGUUCAAGCACGAGGAUCCCCAUCCACUGUGGGGGAUUUUUCCGCGUCUGGCGUACGAGUUGUUCAAGGAGAAGCAGGACGGCUGGAAGAUCUCGAUGAAGUACUUUCAAAACGUCGUGGAUACCGUGCGCGAUCUAAUGUCCCCGGUCGCACAGGAGCAGCAGUACAAGUCAGGUAUGCGCAAGGACCCCGACGGAUUCACAGACAUCGACUGGUGCCAGUCCGUUGUGCUCAAAGACUGGAACGACUUGCGCAAGACGUUCAUGGCAGCCAAUGCCAAGAAGGCUAUCGCACCGACGCAGUUCAAUCACCAGUCUACGCGUGGGCACUGCAUCAUGACUCUUGAGGUGGAGAAACCUGAUCCAGAGCGCGAAGGGAUGAAGCAGAGAGGGCGUGUUUACGUGUGUGAUCUCGCCGGUACAGAGCCUGCUGGUGAUAUUGUCUACGCCGACUACAAGAAAGUCGUGUAUGAGAACGGCGAAAUCGAGCACAAGUACUUGGGCCCCCACCCGGAUGCGUCAAAGUCGAAGGAGUUGCAGGACCAGGGCAAGAAGAUCAACCUGUCGCUCACGGAAAUGGCGCAGUUCUUCAUGAAGAUGGCUGAGGCUGUCAAGGCCAACAAGCUCAAGCCGGGGAUGUCCAUUCCCGGAUGUAACUCGUACUUCCUGUGCAAGUAUCUCAAGGACACGAUGCUGCAAGCACGAACGUAUUUGUUCUGCGCUAUCCGACCGGAAGUCAAGUUUCACGGCUAUACAUUUUCAACUCUGGGCUUUGCCAAGAACGCCUCGGUCAUUAAACUCCAGCCGAAGAAGGCUUCAACUGCUGCUAGCCCUGCAGAGCGGAAGCUUAUGGCCGAACUAGAGCAGAUGAAGGCUCUCGUGAGCCAGUUGAAAGAGGAAAACGAGCGCAUCGCGAAGAUGCGCAACGAUGUGGCCAGUGCACAGGUCGCACAGUUGGCCGAGUUGCUCAACCAGAAGCAAAAGGAGUUGGAGAACGUGUUGAGUGGGGGAACUGGAGGUGCCAGUGGUGGCAUGAGCGUGCAAGAUGAAAUGAUGCAGAGGCAACGCGAGGAGUACGGCAAGCGUGGAAUUCACUUGUAUCACUUUGAAGCUGACACAAAGUCCCCGUACCUUAUCAACCUGGACGUGGACGCUUAUCGGUCGAAGCGAUUCAUGUUCCUGCUCGAUAAGCCUCACCUCACUGUGGGACCACAAGGCGACAUUCAGCCCAUGUCGCUCAGCAUUGUCAACGGUCACUGUUCAUUUGAGAAUGAUGGCACGGAGAUCUUCCUUUGUGCAGGUGCUGGAGAAGUUAUGCGCAACGGGAAAAAGAUUGAUAAAGGUGCACGCAUACAGCUUGAUCCGUACGACCGUGUCGUGAUCGGAAACGAGCUCAUGCUCUUCGUAUAUCCGGGGCGUGAGCCUGAAGGUGAACCGCCUUCGGCUGACACUGCCGCUGCCGAGUAUAAGGAAGCUCUGCAGACAGUUGACACCUCCGCGAUGAAUGAGCUGCAAGAGCAAAUGAAGAAGUUCGAGGAGGAGAAGGCGAGGUGGGAAAAGGAACGACUGGAACGCGAGGCGGCCGCUGCUACGGAGGAAGAAGCACGACUCGCGGCUGAGAAACAGCGCGAGCUUUUGGCUCGACAAGUGAAUGAUCAAGAACUCCGGGAAGUCCUGCCCAAGAUUGCGGAACUUACUCAGAUUGUCAAGUUCUUGAACCGCGACGUGUUAAGCUUUGAGACGGCGUUGCAGAGCUCCUCUAUGGAAGACAAGGACGGCACUGGUACAAGUGGAAUCCCGAAGGUCAAAGUCAAAGUGUACAACAAAGCCACGGACGAGACCAUUUUCCUUGAUGUCUUCGAGUUUGUAAAGGCGCACGCACUACUCAAAGAUGAAGUGGCGUUCCUACGCAACGCGCUUAUGAACGACCGCGAGUACGAGUCACCGGCAGGCCACGACCCGAUCACGCUACUUUUUGACAACUCCUUCCACAUUGGUAGUGCUACUACUUUCCUCGAGUACUUGCUGUACAACUUGGAGACGGAGCCCGAUGAGUCUCAACUCAGCAUUAAGUUGGCUGUGCCGCCGUUCAACACUAUUGGGAAACUCCAGGUUAUGUGGAUUCCUCUAUCGUCGCCCGAUCCCGAGAAGCACAACGAGGACGACUUGAUGGAUUUGGAGAAUCCGAGUGAUCUCCUGGGGAAGCCCUGGACGUUCAAGAUUCGCAUCGUUGGCGCUACCGGCCUCCCCAUCAUUACCGAUUUGGCCUACUGCCAGUAUGAGUUCCUAGGCGAACUCUUCACGACUGAAAGUGUCGAGCAGAACACGCGGAGCCCCGUGUUCAACUACGAGUUCAUUCACCACGUGGAUUGCGUCACGGAGCAGUUCAUCGAGUAUCUCCAAAGCGCACGCCUCGAAUUCCAAGUGUUCGUGAACCCGUACAUUCUCGAUCCGCCCAAGGAUAAAAUAUCGACGAAGAACCCCGCUAUUGCUGCGCAACUCGCGGAAGGACACGCAGCCAAACCAACGUAUGAGGAGUUGCAGGCAAAGUGUGCGCAGUUAGAGACGAGUCUGGCGAGUGCAACGGAAGAUCUCAACUUUUUGAGAGAACAAUACAGAAGUGCUGUCGGGAGUCCAACGCACUCAGCUCCUUGUACCCCGAGGAAGAAAAUUGAGCUUGCGAAAGCGAACGACGAACGUCUCAACAGCCCGACGAAGGAAUCGAGUGCCCCCAUCACGCCAAAUCACUCAGCGACUUAG
This is a messenger RNA of Phytophthora sojae, 3135 nucleotides long. RefSeq lists its product as hypothetical. Gene Ontology annotation, molecular function: microtubule binding; ATP binding; ATP hydrolysis activity. Lineage: Eukaryota; Oomycota; Peronosporomycetes; Peronosporales; Peronosporaceae. The record is from RefSeq and is a predicted model, not a curated record. Gene Ontology annotation, cellular component: microtubule; kinesin complex. The transcript has 7 exons. Gene Ontology annotation, biological process: microtubule-based movement. The coding region runs from base 1 to 3135 and encodes 1044 amino acids.